Molecule: messenger RNA, 807 nt
Organism: Penaeus indicus
Lineage: Eukaryota; Metazoa; Arthropoda; Malacostraca; Decapoda; Penaeidae
Exons: 7
Coding region: 1-807 (268 amino acids)
Source: RefSeq, a predicted model, not a curated record
AUGGCUGAAAACAGAAUCCAAAGCCCCCUGCUACACGGCAACCUCACGAGGAGUGCCUACCCGCUGCCCAUGAAGAUGAGGGCGCUACCACAGAGCUUCUGGCUGCAGCCCAACAAAAAUAACAACCUGCCGCCAUCUUGUUCCGUUUUACCGCCUCUCAUCCUCGGCAAGGAUUCCAGCGACGUGAUUGAUGUACGGCCCGUCACUCCGCCAGAUGACGAGAAGGAGGUGAAAGAAGUGAAAGCAGAGAAAGAGGAAAAGAAGGCGGACAGAAUAUUAAAAGUUGGCAAUACCGAACUUCUCUUCAGCUUGUUCGAUUCCGUGGAACAAGGCGACAGAAAGAAGGUGGCUGUUGUUCGGAGAGGAAGGCCGAAGAAACCGCCAUCAACGGUCUUGCCUCGUGUUCUCCGUGACGAAGACCCGUGUCUGGUCAGCGCAGUCACCGAGUCCAUCCUGCCCCUCUUGCCCGACAGAACACCUGUGUCCUCGGGGUCGUCGACGCCUCUGGGGGUCAGGCAGCAAGGUCCUCAGCAGGUGCUGGAGAUGGUGAACCUACGAGAUGGAGACCGAACCAUUUCUCUCCCUUCCCUCAACGUUGAACAUAACUAUAACCAGAUCCUUUCUGAACUCGUCCUGAAACUGUCACAAUUUCUCUUACAGAGUUUGAUCUCAAAAGCCUUGCAUGUUGAUCUCUUACUUGUUACAUGCAGUCUUUCCCAGACAUGUUUCUAUGGUUCUCUAAUUCUCCAGACAAGCAUUUCUCAAAGGGUUUUAGACACAGAGGGACCCAGAAUGAAGAGUUCCUAG